Molecule: messenger RNA, 2826 nt
Organism: Physella acuta
Lineage: Eukaryota; Metazoa; Mollusca; Gastropoda; Physidae
Biological process (GO): regulation of DNA-templated transcription; termination of mitochondrial transcription
Cellular component (GO): mitochondrial matrix
Molecular function (GO): double-stranded DNA binding
Source: RefSeq, a predicted model, not a curated record
UAUUUCCUCGGAGCCUUGUGAUACAACAUAAACAUUUGUCGUUAAGGCUGCAUGCUGUCCGCCUACUAAUAUACCAAAAGGAUACAACUUUGUUUUAUUAAACUACACCACACAAAAAAUACUAAAUAGUCAGCAAUACUCAAGAAUGGCGGCUGCUUUACACUUGAAAGAAGUGAUAAAAAUGUGUCCAUCAUUUCUGCUGAACAGAAGUGGCAAUUCCCUGUCGUCAUUUAAUGGAUUAUUUUCUAACCAGUUUCAACAAAAUGUUCAUGUCUCGCUAACAAGAGCUAAACAUGAAGACACUUCCAGUCAGUCUAAGUCAGCACUACAACGCUAUAAGGUUAGAAACAGAUUGCCGAUGAUAAAAGAAAAACAUCUGUUGACUGGACCUCACACUGAGAAAAAUUGUGCUAGUCUGGGGUGUUCCAACAAAGAUUCAUGCAAGGAGUGUAAGCCUGAGACAUCUGAAGAUUUUUGCGGAAAGUUUGAGCGUCCUAAGGUGAAACUGGACAGUACUAAAGAAAUAGCUGACAAGCUUUCUUCCUAUAUGGUAAAAGAUGGCUUUAUGAGAAACAUGGAAAAUUUAGAUUUAUUUUCUGAGACGCAGCUAGUUCAAAUAUUUGAUUGUAGCCAUGAUGAUGUUGAAUCUAUUAUAGCAAGAUACCCUUUUUUAAAGACCACAUCUACACCAGUCAUUGAAGAAAAAGUAGAUCUACUAAUGUCCUAUGAUUUUCCUUUGUCUAUGAUCAGAAACAACCCAAGGCCAUUAGUUUCUACAUAUGAGGAACUUAACAGAAGGUUGCAGUUGUUUGAAGCCAAAUCCUUAUUGACUGACAAUCUUGUCAAACCUAUGGAAGAUCUUUAUAGUUACUUAGCGUAUGAUGAAAACAGGUUUAAUGGAGUUUAUGAGAAUUUAUGUGACAAAGUUGAUCAAUUAGAAAAAUGUACCACCAGUAAUUACAAACAUCUAUCUGAUGUUUUCAAAUGCAGUCAGGAUGACAUUAAAUCUAUUAUAGCAAAACACCCUCCCUUAAAGACUAUGUCAGUCUCAUUACUACAGGAAAAGGUAGAUCUGUGGCUCUCCUACAAUUUGCCUUUGUCUUUGGUCAGAAAUAACCCAAGACCACUUUGUCAGAUUCCAAUGCAGGAACUUAGCAGGAUACUGCAGUUGAUGGAAGACAAAUCCUUAUUAAUGACUGAAAAUUCAGUUGAAUCUCAAGAAGAUUUUUAUAAUAAUUUGGAAAAUGAUAACAAGAGAUUUGAUACAUACACAAAGAAUGUACAUGAUGAUCCUUAUGGUCUAGGAACAGACAACAGUAAAUCUGAACAACUGGCUCAAAUAUUUGAUUGUAGCCAUGAUGAUGUUGAAUCUAUUAUAGCAAGACACCCAUUUUUAAAGACCACAUCUACUCCAGUCAUUGAAGAAAAAGUAUAUCUACUAAUGUCCUAUGAUUUUCCUUUGUCUAUGAUCAGAAACAACCCAAGGCCAUUAGUUUCUACAUAUGAGGAACUUAAUAGAAGGUUGCAGUUGUUUGAAGCCAAAUCCUUGUUGGGUGACAAUCUUGCCAAAUCUAUAGAAGAUCUUUAUAGUUACUUAGCGUAUGAUGAAAAGAAGUUUGAUACAGUUUAUGAGGAUUUGUGUGUCGAACUUGACUCUUUAGAAAGUUGUACCACCAAUAGUUCUCAAAAUCUAGCUGAAGUUUUUGAAUGCAGUCAAAAGGAUGUUGAAUCUAUUAUAGCAAGACACCCAUUUUUAAAGACCACAUCUACCCCAGUCAUUGAAGAAAAAGUAGAUCUACUGAUGUCAUAUGAUUUUCCUUUGUCUAUGAUCAGAAACAACCCAAGGCCAUUAGUUUCUACAUAUGAGGAACUUAACAGAAGGUUGCAGUUGUUUGAAGCCAAAUCCUUGUUGAGUGACAAUCUUGCCAAAUCUAUGGAAGAUCUUUAUAGUUACUUAGCGUAUGAUGAAAAGAAGUUUGAUACCGUUUAUGAGGAUUUGUGUGUCGAACUUGAUGAAUUAGAAAGUUGUACUACCAAUAGUUCUAAAAAUCUAGCUGAAGUUUUCGAAUGCAGUCAAAAGGAUGUUGAAUCUAUUAUAGCAAGACACCCAUUUUUAAAGACCACAUCUACACCAAUCAUUGAAGAAAAAAUAUAUCUACUGGUGUCCUAUGAUUUUCCUUUGUCUAUGAUCAGAAACAACCCAAGGCCAUUAGUUUUUACAUAUGAGGAACUUAACAGAAGGUUGCAAUUGCUUGAAGCCAAAUCCUUGUUGAGUGAUAAUCUUGUCAAGUCUAUGGAAGAUCUUUAUUGUUACUUAGCGCAUGAUGAAAAGAAGUUUGAUACAGUUUAUGAGGAUUUGUGUGUCCAACUUGAUGCAUUAGAAAGUUGUACUACCACUAGUUCUAAAAAUCUAGCUAAACUUUUUGAAUGCAGUCAAAAGGAUGUUGAAUCUAUUUUAGAAAAGCACCCUCCUUUAAAGACUUUGCCUCUACCGUCAAUUGAGCAAAAAGUUAAGUUGCUAUUAUCCUACAAGUUUCCUAUGGCUCUGAUUAGAAAAAAUCCCAGACCACUGUACAAGUAUUCAGACUCUGAACUUACCAGAAGAUUGGAGCUGUUGAAAGAAAAGUCUUAGACUGAUGAUCUUAGAUGUAAAGAAAAUGAGUAAUUGUUAUUUGUGUUAAACUGUAUCAAGUUGAAACUGAGUCUGUUUACUUGAAGUUAAAUUUUAUGGCCCUACAUCAGUUAAAUUUUUUAAUAAUUUAAAAAAAAAGCCUAGAUAUUUAAAUUUCUUAAAUUGAGUAUAUUGUACUCUUUAAGCAUAAGAAU